GGCAACGAAAUCCUUGUACAUAGCAACAACAAAUGGGCCAAUAAAAACACAAUCAGCUGAUUAGCCAGUGCUGAAUAUUGCGGACAUGUUUGAAUGCAACUGACAAAAGAGUUCCGCCCCCUUAGCUUUAAUCAACUUACAUUUGCCAUCAUCGGGCGGUUCCAAAGCCACGCACAUUGAUAUUGAUAAGAACGAGGCGAAAAGCCCCACCAAAAUUAAUAUUCUUUCCACCAGACGACAACAGAUCCCCACCAACGUCGAACGACGACAGACGAAGUGCAAAAAUUAUGAUCUUAUCGGGUUAGGAACACCUUCUCAUCUGGAAUAAACUUAGGAUUGCAUGGAGAGAUCUAAACUGUGAUACAUUGUGUUUAUAUUUUGUGCACAACGAUAAGCCAUAAUUAACAGACUGGACAAUGGUGCGACUCAACAAGCGCCUGCUGCCUAUCAAGGCACAUUUCUUCUUUUUCAUGGCAGCCAUGGGACCCAUACUUCCGCAAUUGCCUGUUAUUGGCAAGCAAAUCGGUGUUCCGCCGGAUGUAAUGGGCUAUAUAAUGGCCAUCCUGCCCAUACUUUAUGUCCUAGCCAAACCCCUGGUGGGUUUCCUAGUUGAUUAUUUCACGAGCCUGCGCAAGUUCAUUUUCAUCUCUCUUAUCCUUAUUAUGACACUUGCCUUUGCUGGAUUUUACUUCCUUCCUGAUAAUUCACAUUUCAUCCCGUUGGAGGAGGGCAGUGCCCAAUGGAAUAUUACGGUGCUAGGGAAUCUACACGAGUGUAGUUCUAACAUCUACUCCUCUCCAGCACUUUGUCAAACGACUCACCAGGCGGCAUGUAUUGCGGGAAAGGAUGAUGUUUCCGUUUUAAUAGUGGCCCACGAGGCUGGCCUAAAUCUCAGUCAGAAUCUGCAACAUGGCAACGAGAGUCAUCACAUCUGCCUCACUCAACCUGCAACUAGCGAAUGGACUAAUGCGUCUUGCGAAGUGCGACAUGUGUCUAGCUGCAUCUAUGGAGCUGGAAAGUUUUGGCUAUUUGUGUGCCUACUCUGCAUAGGAAUUGUUGGCUUUAACGUGACCAAUUCCAUAUCCGAUGCCUGUUGCUUUGAUCUUCUGGGCGAGGAGGAAGAGGGAAAGUACGGAGCGCAACGGGUGUGGGGCACCAUUGGAUUUGGAGCCACAGCCUUGUUAAGUGGAGUCGUGGUCAACUGGUGGACCUCGGAUGCAGUCAAAAGUCUAGCCCCCGCUUUGAUCAUCAUGUGCGUGUUCAGUUUGCUGGAUUUGUUCAGUGUGUCUAAGCUGAAGUUGCCGAAGCUGGGAGGAUCCGAGUCCAUUUGGAGUGAUGUUUGGCAGCUGGUUCGUCAGCCACCUAUCUUGGUCUUCCUAUUUUUCGCCACCAUGGCUGGCAUCAUCGACUCCUUUAUCAUCUACUUCAUGUUCUGGCACUUGGAACAGGUUGCUGAAGCAACUGGCUAUAUGCACCAGAUCAAGCUGAUCGAGGGUCUGGUGGUGGCCGCCGAGUGCCUGGCGGGUGAGGUGCCAUUCUUCUUCUACAGCGGCAAAAUUAUCAAGAAACUAGGCUAUGUUCACUGUAUGAGCAUGUGCUUUUUCUUCUACGCUGUUCGACUGUCACUGAUCGCCUGGAUUCCCAAUCCCUGGUAUCUGGUGGGCGUUGAGCUCUUUUUCCAGGGCAUAACCUAUGCUUUGUGUUAUACCUGCAUCGUGGCGUAUGCCUCUGCGGUGGCUCCUCCAGGAACUUCGGCCACAGUUCAAGGAUUGAUGGCUGGAAUGGAUGAUGGACUUGGGUUCUCUAUAGGAUCACUGAUCGGGGGACUGAUGUUCAAUAGCCUGGGAGGACGUGAAAGUUUCAAAUACUUUGCCAUCGCCGCCAUUUGCACCUGCGUAGCACACAUCGUGGUGCGUCCCACCUCCAGAAAGCGGCAGUUCUUGCCAAAACAGGGUUAUCAACCGCCAACGGAACAAGAGAUUAAGCAACCACCAGCUCAGGAACUGCAGGAGAUUCAUUAGAUAUUAAAAUAUUUAGUUUUUUAUAUCGAUUUUGUUGCAUAUUUUUCUACGUACUUUUUGACAAUAAAAAACGAGUUGUCCAAAA
This is a messenger RNA of Drosophila eugracilis, 2106 nucleotides long. Its product is annotated as major facilitator superfamily domain-containing protein 6. The transcript is spliced from 5 exons. Lineage: Eukaryota; Metazoa; Arthropoda; Insecta; Diptera; Drosophilidae. The coding region runs from base 417 to 2021 and encodes 534 amino acids. Gene Ontology annotation, cellular component: membrane. Gene Ontology annotation, molecular function: transmembrane transporter activity. The record is from RefSeq and is a predicted model, not a curated record.